AUGUCUUGCAUUGCUCAGACUUCGUGGGCAAUUACGCUGCAGGAACGGAGGGAGACCACGUUUGAGAAGAUCGAGAGGAAGGCCACGUUUGCCAAGACCGCAAGGAAGGCCACGUUUGACAAGAUCCCAAGGAAGGCCACGUUUACCAAGGCCCCAAGGAAGACCACGUCUGACAAGGCCAAGAGGAAGGCCACGUUUACCAAGGCCCCAAGGAAGGCCACGUUUACCAAGGCCCCAAGGAAGGCCACGUUUACCAAGGCCCCAAGGAAGGCCACGUUUGCCAAGGCCGAGAGGAAGGCCACGUUUACCAAGGCCAAGAGGAAGGCCACGUUUAUCAAGGCCCCAAGGAAGGCCACGUUUGCCAAGGCCCCAAGGAAGGCCACGUUUACCAAGGCCCCAAGGAAGGCCACGUUUGGCAAAAACUUUGGCUAA
Molecule: messenger RNA, 432 nt
Organism: Portunus trituberculatus (swimming crab)
Lineage: Eukaryota; Metazoa; Arthropoda; Malacostraca; Decapoda; Portunidae
Product: DNA-binding protein HU homolog
Exons: 2
Coding region: 1-432 (143 amino acids)
Source: RefSeq, a predicted model, not a curated record